CCGCGAAGCACCAACAAGUCCCGCAACAAUGGGAAGGCGAAAUCCGCAUCGCAGGCCGGAAAUGGACAGCCAGGACAGUUUCCAUGGGUCAAGUUUGGCUUGACCAAGGCGGAGUACAAGGUCCGCGGCCGCUACGGCAACUGCUAUUGGUGCAACAGCACCAAGCACAAGACCUCCCUGUGCCAAGAUCAGGGCAAGGAGGAUGUGCGACCCUGCCUAAGCUCGGGAUACUGAGCUUCGCGGAAGGUGAGGCGACUACACCUUCCACUCCGCCAGAUUCGGCCGCCUUGCUAGCAGCCUCCUGCACAUCUGGGGAGAACGCGAAUGUUGCAAGUUCUCGUUACAAUUACGAGGACUAUGUUGUCUACUUGGUUCCACCGCUGGACCAGCCGCUCCACGUGCAACAGUCCACCGCAUGCACAGUUUCAUCACCAUCGGCAACCGAUUUGGCACCUUCGCCUCAAUCUAUCGCCAGGGAUUCGACGUCAUGGUCAAGACUUGAAGUGCUCGACCCUCUGACGUUCACGGACUUCCAGUGGAUGCCCGUUCCCUCGACCGGACGAUUGUCGAAACCGCAUUGCAAUGUGCUCAUGGCACAAUUGCGGGACUACUUGCACACUGCAGUACUAGCUCCGUUGAUGGACGACGGAGUAGAGGUUGUCAACCUUCACGAUUACAUCGCGAAGAUUGACCACGAGUUCAAGACGCAAUGGUACGACGACAUCGACGCACCAUUGCUAUACAUACGCAUUCAGAUCGGUGAGGCGACCAGCAGUGCCUUGAUCGAUUGCGGGGCAUCUCGCAACUACAUUAGCCAGGACUUCAUGGUGCGCGUCGGCCUUGGCCCACGUGUCCGGAGGAAGUCCCAGCCUACGCAAGUCACGUUGGCAGACGGUCAUACGCACAAGUCAAUCGACCGAUGCAUUGACGCCGUCCCCGUGUACUUUGCCCCUCGCGCAAGUGAGGCGGUGUCCUUCGACAUUCUGGACACCAAAUUCGACAUGAUCUUGGGCAUGUCAUGGCUGCGAAGCGAGGAUCACCCGGUGAACUUCUUCCACCGCACCGUUCACAUUCGUGAUCGGAACGGGGUACUAGUUCCAUGCACGGUGCCUCUUCCUCAUCCUUCGAUCAGCUGCCACGUGGCAUCCGCCGCAAGCAUGCGAGCUUCCAUCAUCAGAGACGACAUCGAGGAGAUGGGGGUUUGUUUUCUCCACGCCAUCCCGCCCCAUGACGCUUCAUCGACGGACUCACCUUCGGAUCCACGCAUCACCGAGCUUCUCGACGCUUACAGCGACGUGUUCGAAGGCCCACACGGAGUAGUACCGGAUCGACCCAUCCGCCACGAGAUCAUCCUCGAGGACGGGGCCGUACCUCCGCGCGGUUGCAUCUACCGAAUGAGCGAGGCUGGAUUCGGCCUAGCUAAUCUCCAUACGACGAUCAGGAACGCCGUCCCUCUCCCACACAUCGAUGACCUUCUCGAACGAUUGGGCGACGCCCAACUCUUCUCUAAGUUGGAUCUCAAGUCAGGGUACCACCAACUCGAGAUUCACAAGGAGGAUCGCUACAAGACCGCGUUCAAGACACGGUAUGGGCAUUUCGAAUGGCUGGUCAUGCCAUUUGGCCUUACGAAAGCCCCAACCACUUUCCAAGCGGCUAUGACRACGGAGUYCCGACACAUGCUGGAUCGUUUCGUACUUAUCUACCUCGAYGAYAUUCUGGUYUACAGCCGGAGUCUGGACRAGCAUGUGGARCACCUGCGCACCGUUUUGGAGYGGCUACGACAGRCCAAGUACAAAGCAARCCGYGACAAGUGCGAGUUCGCACAGCAGGAGCGGGAGUACUUGGGACACUAUGUGACGCCGCAAGGCAUCCGUCCGCUUGCGGACAAGAUCGAGGCCCUACGAGUAUGGCCCGAGCCCACCAACACCACGUGCGUUCGUUCAUUCAUGGGAUUGGCGGGCUACUAUCAGCGAUUCAUCACCGGAUACUCCAGGAUUGCUGCACCUAUGACGAGGUUACAGUUGCCUAAGGUGCCAUUCGUAUUCGAUGACGACGCACGCCGUUCAUUCCAAGCACUUAAGACGACUAUGCUCAUGGCACCCGUCCUUAGCAUCUAUGACCCCACCCUGCCGACGCGAGUGACUACGGACGCUUCCGGCUAUGGCAUUAGGGCAGUCUUGGAACAACACGACGGCGACGACUGGCACCCUAUGGAGUAUUUCAGCCACAAAGUGUCUCCCAUCAACUCGCUUGAUGAUGCAAGGAAGAAGGAGCUGCUCGCAUUCAAUUCCGCUUUGGCCAUGGCGACCUUGAACGCGUUCCUCUGCGUAGGUCUGGGUUCUGGGAUGGGCCUGGUUGUUGGGAUCCCUUCCGCCCGCUGGUCGUCGACGCAGCCCGUCGCUCCUGCGUCUGGGACUCCCUUCGUCAGCGAACUACACACGUCAGGCGAUCGGGAUCUCCCUGUCAACAGUGAGGAAGGCAAACCGGGACUCGAGACCGCCAUAGCCAUCCUCAACGUCGGCUACAUUGCCAAGCCGCUGGCCCGCCGCACUGGCACGGUGAACGAUGAUCAUGAUGUCCACCGCCAUGGCCAACGGCGAGAGCUGGGAAAGGACUCCCAAGCCACCGGUGCAAUUUUCUUCGAAGCAACGGCUCCGCGUCGACGAGCAGCUGGAGGUAGGCCUGCAGAUGGAAAAAGGGGUGAAGGGGUUUCUCUCUCCCUGAAGAGGCUCUUGAGCGUCCCGCGGAGUGUGAUCAGCCGCAGCUGGUCAAGUCGAGUAUCCGACAUCAUGAUGAUGAUGAUGACGAUGAUGGUGAUCGUCGCCACGUCCGCUGGCUCUCCCACCUCCCACAGCUCUUUCUCCACCACCUCCCACAGCUCCUCGAGCAGCUCCAUGGCUACGUCGUCCUCUUCGUCAGACUGUGAAUCCUCCUCCUCCACAUGCUUCAUCCCUCCUGAGAGGGGGCAGAGGACAGCGCGGCGACUACUCCGUGUGGACAAACUCCUUCAGGAGUGGGGGCCACCUUCCGACAAUUCGCAUUCCCACAACGUGUCAGAUUUUAACGAUGGCCCUUCACCGGCGACCGUUUUCUUUGGUUUCGGUGCUGCAACGGUUGCUUGCUUUGUACUUGGCCUUAUCAUUAGAUUCUAUUGCCCUGCAUGCAGUCCAGGAGGAGGAAGCGGAGGAGGAGGACAUGGAGGAGGAGGAAGUGGAGAUGGAGGUUUCUGGGGAGAUGGAGGUUUCUGGGGAGAUGGAGGUUUCUGGGGAGAUGGAGGUUUCUGGGGAGAUGGAGGUUUCUGGGGAGAUGGAGGUUUCUGGGGAGAUGGAGGUUUCUGGGGAGAUGGAGGUUUCUGGGGAGAUGGAGGUUUCUGGGGAGAUGGAGGUUUCUGGGGAGAUGGAGGUUUCUGGGGAGAUGGAGGUUUCUGGGGAGAUGGAGGUUUCUGGGGAGAUGGAGGUUUCUGGGGAGAUGGAGGUUUCUGGGGAGGAGGUGGAGGUGGCGGGGGGAGCUGUGGCGAUGGAGGUGGAGGUCGAGGUGUAGUUACAGGUGUAGUUGGAGCUGUAGUUGGAGCUGUAGUUGGAGGUGGAGGUGGAGGUGGAGGUGGAGGUGGGUGUUGAAGUGGAGGCCGCUUUUGAAGGGGGUAGCGAAUGAGGUACAGAGGCUGACGGAUGAAGCGAGAUCGGCGGCCGGAGCUCGUCAGGCGGCUCUCCCGGGUGCUGCACGGAUGGACGCACUGCCAAUCUUCCAGAGAGGCGAGCCCCAGGGCCCGCACCAACUUCACCUGCAUCUCAGACCGGUGUCAAUCUUACGAUGGCGAGCGUUAAUAUAAUAGGAAGGGUAAUAACACGUGCAGCAUUACGGGAAAGAGGGAGCUUGAGAGAUGGGAAGACCAAAGGUACAGCGGCUACAGCCCGGGAAACCGAAAGGAGGAAGUGAACACUCUGUACUGAAAUGAUGAUGAAAUGAUGUGUCGGAGGGACGCUGGACCCGCCGGUUGACAGCAGAUAGAUGGAGUAGUCCCGUAGCCAAGACUUCAAUCCCGGCGGUUCUCUUACCACCAUAGGGAUAGAGGCUUUGUGAUAGGGCUUUCGGAAAAAAACAAACAAAAAAAAAACAGAUCGCGUUGCCCCUAACAGAUAUGUUACGCUGCAAGAUGCAGGCAAGCUGGCCAUGAGUGUCAUUCUUGAGUGCGCAGGGGCCAUGCUAAUCUUCUUCUCUCUCUGUCUGUGUGGUUCCAAGUUUAACAGAUAGGUGAGUGAUAGUCUAGUUUGAUUUUGGUUAAGGUAGAUUAUCAUUUACAGUUGAGGGUUCAGCCUCCUGAUGAGUCGGUGAAACUCCGACGAAACAGGUUGUCAAAGCCCCUCGUUUGUUGUCCUCUUCUCUCUCUCUGCCUACGGUUUACCGGGCAGUUCUGUUUGUGACGAUAUAUAGUAGCGCAGCACAGCUAUGGUGCAGCCACUUUUUCGUUUGGCGAUUUGAUUAUGUGUGAUGACGAGUGUGGAUGGUUCUCCAUUCUCCUUGUGGCUUUAGGAAUGAUGACCGUCGUUUCAAGUUGAACUUCAUCUAGCAGCCAUGUAGUUUAGCUAGAGAUUUUUCGUUUUGUUACUUUGUUACUUUCCGGAAUUGACAUGGGGCGAACUGUAUGGAUUAGGGCACAACUUCCGCUGAAAGUUAUACCCUUCCUCUCGGGGAGAGAGAGAGAGAGAGAGAGAGAGAGAGAGAGAGAGAGAGAGAGAGUGUAUAGCGGCCGUUAAUUGCGAU
Molecule: messenger RNA, 4761 nt
Organism: Chara braunii
Lineage: Eukaryota; Viridiplantae; Streptophyta; Charophyceae; Charales; Characeae
Source: the annotation of a GenBank genome assembly